AUGGACUCUACAGUACGAACCUUUCAAGUCUUUGGCCUUACCUCGAGCCUUGUCCUGGCGGGCAUAAACCUAGGCGCUUCACACCUCACAGUCCCUCUUCUCUACAACCAGCCUACCUCCAUUAAUACACCCUUCUUCAAAGACUUCUACAUCCGCGGGGCGGUUACUCUUGUGCCGCUCUCUCUGUUCUCAGGUGCAUCUUCUGGAAUAGUUGCUUAUCUUGUCCCGGCUCAACGUACACUCUGGGCAUUUGCUGCUAUCGCUACAGUGUCUCAGUUGCCCUGGACGGUGCUUGGGAUGAUGGCAACGAACAAUACACUCAACGAUAUCGCUACUAAUAGUAUUGAGCAGGAGAAAGUUGAUCGUGAUGAGGUUGUGGCUUUGUUGAAGAAGUGGAGAUGGAUGAAUAUCGUUCGGGGGCUUCUGGCCUUCACUGGAGGCUUGUCUGCUAUCCUGGCUCUUCAGAAUGAGUAG
Molecule: messenger RNA, 474 nt
Organism: Fusarium musae
Lineage: Eukaryota; Fungi; Ascomycota; Sordariomycetes; Hypocreales; Nectriaceae
Exons: 1
Coding region: 1-474 (157 amino acids)
Source: RefSeq, a predicted model, not a curated record